AUGAUUAUCACUGGCUCUAACUCUUCUGUUAUCUCUGAGGUCAAACAACAUCUUUUCCGCACCUUCGAAAUGAAAGGUCUGAGUCUAUUGCAGUAUUUCCUUGAUAUUGAGGUUGCCUCUUCUCCAAAGGGCUAUUUUUUGUCUGAGGCCAAAUAUGCUAAUGAGGUUAUUCACCAUGCCCGUCUUACUAAAACUAAGGUUUCUAAUACACCUAUUGAGCUUAAUGUGAAGCUCAACUCUACUGAUGAUGUCCCUCUGGAUGAUCUCAUUUCCUAUCGUGAGCUUGUGGGUUGUUUAGUUUAUUUGACUGUCACUCGCUUUGAUUUUACUUAUGUUGUUCAUGUGGUUAGUCAGUUCAUUUCCGUUCCUCGCUCUACCUAUUGGGAUGCUUUGGUUCGCAUUCUUCGCUAUCUCAGAAGUACCAUAUUUCAAGACUUACUGUUGUCCUCUAUUUCCUCUUUAGAUUUGGUGGCCUAUGCUGAUUCUAAUUGGGCUGGUGAUGUUAAUGAUCGCAAGUUCACCUCUGGUUUCUUGGGGACUGAAGAGGCGGUGGAAGCAGAAGCUGGUCUCCUCCUCCAAUGUGACCAGCGGGGGAAGAGAGGUGGUUCCGCAGUAAUGGUUGUGGCGGCGGGGGACGGAGGGAGACGGUGGUGA
This is a messenger RNA of Camellia sinensis, 654 nucleotides long. The record is from RefSeq and is a predicted model, not a curated record. NCBI's taxonomy places the organism in Eukaryota, Viridiplantae, Streptophyta, Magnoliopsida, Ericales, Theaceae.